GCGCUCCAAUCACUGACCUCACUGAAAAAUACACGGUUCAAAGUUCCAGCAUCGUUCAAGAAGACACCGCUAAAAGCACUUCGAGCAGGUCUAUAAUAACUACUCGCGAACCUGACAAAAAAUCAUCAACAAAUAUUCCCGAACAGCCCGAGACUAACGCCAUGGCUCAAAACACUCAGGACACCACGGCUGAAGACACUACAGCUCAAAACAUUACAAGCACAUUUGACGCCCUUCAUCUUGAUCCUCCAAUCACUCCACCCGAAACUGUGGAAUCCCUUCGUGCAUAUGAAAAGAGCCAGGCGAAGCACAGAAAUCGCAUGGAACAUGGCUUCACGUGGCCCACUUUGAUGCCCGAUAUCAUUAGAAGACAGGUUUUCUGGGGUUUCACUGAUGAUGUUGACGCUCCUGAAGACUGGGUACUGGUGUACGGACAGAAGAUAGUGAAGUAUGGGUCAGAUGAGUACACAAAUAAGCAAUUAUCAGACCUCGAAGAUGAAAUGCCCGGUGUUAUUUAUAUCCCAGUUGAUCCAUUACUUCGUGAAAAAUAUCUUCAUCCAGUUCCCGCGCGGCGAGGGCGGUGA
Molecule: messenger RNA, 584 nt
Organism: Paraglomus occultum
Lineage: Eukaryota; Fungi; Glomeromycota; Glomeromycetes; Paraglomerales; Paraglomeraceae
Source: the annotation of a GenBank genome assembly